Messenger RNA from Oryzias melastigma (Indian medaka), 2089 nucleotides. It is a transcript of the gene usp21, whose product is annotated as ubiquitin specific peptidase 21. Lineage: Eukaryota; Metazoa; Chordata; Actinopteri; Beloniformes; Adrianichthyidae. The record is from RefSeq and is a predicted model, not a curated record. Bases 813 to 2027 code for a protein of 404 amino acids. Gene Ontology annotation, cellular component: cytoplasm. Gene Ontology annotation, molecular function: cysteine-type deubiquitinase activity. The transcript has 12 exons. Gene Ontology annotation, biological process: protein deubiquitination.
GUAAAUUAUUUCCCAAAAAAUAUUGAACUGAGGAAAAAGUCUAUUUUUGGACAGUGCAUCAUAAAUAUUGCUAUUUUUUAAAUAAUAAUAAAAUAUAAAAAGUUUUAAGAUAAAAUAAGUUAUUGUGUCAUAGUUAAAUGCUAUAAUUUAGGUAACAGUGUCUCAAAUUUGGGGAAAAAAUGUUAUUUUAACUAGAAAUUAGACAAAUAUACUUGUUAAAAUUUAGAGUUUUGUGGUGAAUAUUUUUGUGAAAAUGUUUUUUUUUUUUUUAAAUAAACUGACAGUCAAAAUAAAAAAGACACAUUGCUUGUGGAGAAAGUGCAUGAAAACCAGGCUAUGUAUAGACAAUGAGAUCUACAGUACACAGAAAAGAUUAGGGGUGAUUAUCCUCCCCUCUUUCUCUGGCUCCAGCUCUCUCUCUUUUGACACUGGUGGCAGGGCAACGGAGUGAGAGGUAGACUUUCAGUUCUAGCCCACGGACACACAGUGAAACAGUAGACCUCUCCUUAUGCAUUUUUAACAGCUCAGCAGAUGAUGGGAACAGUUUGAUAGGGACAGUUUGUCCACAGAGAGACGGAGUGAGCAGAUGUGUCGUUCCGUGGUUCUAAUGCGUGCGAAGAGAAGUACCUAAAAAGUUGGACCGAUUCUUUUGGCGAUAACUUCCACUUCUCCAUUCCCCUCACCUGUCAAGUGUGCAUGACAAACAAAGAAGAAGAUUUGCCUCAUUUGGUCACAGGUGCAAACCUCAGGGGCUUGCAUUUCCUCAAAAAGCCCUUCUGAUCGCUCCUUCAGAGGUUUUCAGGUACAAUAGGAUGCCUGGUUCCAGUGGCGUCAGUGUGGAAGGCUCUUGCAAGGCCCUCUGUCGAACCCUCGUGUCUCAAAAAGGCCUCCAGAGAGAAACAGCCGACAUCUCCCAGUCCGUGCUCUACACAUCGCUGAUGGGGCUGCUGCUGGUCACUGACAAUGAGAAAGACCCACUCGCCUUAGGAAGUGGAAGGGUUGGUCUGAGGAACAUAGGCAACACAUGUUUCCUGAACGCCGUGGUCCAGUGUCUGUCUCACACACGUGCUCUGAGGAACUACAGUCUCCUAAAGUCUUACAAGCACGAGAAGUUCUCCAAAGAGGAUGCAAAGCUCAUGGAAGCUUUCUCCCAGGUACUGUCAGGCCUGUGGGACGUCAAUGACGGCGACACUGUUGUAAAUCCCCGCAAGUUCUACAGUAUUUUCAAAGAUGCAGUGCCUUACUUCAGUGGAUACAGUCAACAGGAUGCUCAGGAGUUCCUCCGAUUCCUACUAGACAAGCUGCACACUGAAAUAAACCGCAGACCCAAUGUGAGAAAAACAGGGAAGGAGCCUGAGCAGAAAUAUGCCAGAUUCAGGAUUGCUGAGGAGGCAGCUGCCAUGUGGAAGAAGCACUUGGAGAGAGAUGACAGUAUAAUAGUAGAGCUUUUCUCAGGCCAGCUGCGGAGCUCGCUGCACUGCUCGGUUUGCUCUCACUACUCCAACACAUUUGACGUGUUCUGUGAUCUGUCAUUGCCCAUCCCUAAGAGGAGCUCUGGAAGGGAGGUCACCCUGUGGGAGUGCCUGGAUCUCUUCUCCCAGGAGGAGAAACUGGACAAAGAGAAUUCCCCUAUGUGUGAGAGGUGUAACCGGCAUACGGAGUGCACCAAGCGGCUGAGCAUCCAAAGAUUCCCCCAGGUUCUAGUGAUUCAUCUGAAUCGUUUCACGACAUCACGAUGGUCCAUCAGUAAGAGCACGAUGCUUGUCUCUUUCCCAAUCACUCACCUGGAUCUUGGACCUUAUGGACCAGCUGACUGCGGUCCUGUUCUGUAUGAUUUGUAUGCUAUAUGUAAUCAUGCUGGGACAGUGAACAUGGGCCAUUACACCGCCUGCUGUUUAGAUGAAAAUGGCUGGUGUUUCUACAAUGAUUCAAGUGUGACAGCACUUUCUGAGAACCAGCUUCAGACCAAUCAAGCCUAUGUACUGUUUUACCAGCGCAGCAGCAGCACUUCUGCUACCAGAAAAUGAAACGGACCUGCCAAUAAGAGCAACCCUGCAUUUGGUAUCCAUAGAAACAAAUUGAAGCAGCA